CGAAAACAAACUGUCAGCACGCUGCGAAGAUUCGUAUCUCGUCACUGACUUCUAGGAGUUACAACUGGAGUACAGACAAUUCAAGAGGCCGUCAAGAAAGUAACAUUGCACAAAGGAGUUGAGCACGGCGGUUUAUUACGCAGAGAAAGCGAUAUCAAUCAGCAAUUCCGCGAUAAUUCUGACCUGUGGCAACAUGUCGAGAAUAUCGCUGUAUCUCUUGGCUUUGGCAGCCUCUGCUCAUUAUGCAUCGGCACACGCACAUCACAAUGCCACGGAAAUUGACACCUCGGUCCCAUAUGAUGCGCGUAUCUACAUACAUAUGACACUGCAGUCAUUCUUGUGGACAAUUGCCUUCCCAAUAGGCAUGGUGCUUGGACUCUCAAAAUCCAAAUACCAUGUCCCGCUGCAAUCGGUCAACACAAUUCUUGCUUUCAUAGGCAUGUACUUUGGACAUCAUCAUGGAGGGAGGCAAUUCCCAGAAACAGUUCACGGGUUGAUGGCCAAAAUUCUCACAUGGACCAUGAUCACUCAAGCCGCUCUGGGCAUCUUUCUCAAACUCCAUGUCAUGGAACGUAAUGUCCGUCCAUGGGUGGUACCCUUCCACUCUGUGAUCGGAAAGACCUUCCCAGUUCUUGGAUGGACGCAAAUAAUGUUUGGAGUCGCAACCGCUCUCGAUUUUUGCCGAGGAGGUAACCUAGGGCAAUGUGCGGCGCACUAUAUCAUGGGCUCAGCGUUUAUCGGUUAUGCCGCGAUCUUGGUGAUCAUGCUGAAUUUGGGUGGCAAGUGGCUAGAGAGGAAGAAGUGCAGCCAAGAGAUGUUGGAUAGCAGUGUCAUCACUGCCUGGGUGCGUCCUUGAAACUGAACGCGGUCGUCAAGUGCUAAUGUUUGCACAGGGCAUCGUCAACACUUUCACGG
This is a messenger RNA of Cryptococcus amylolentus CBS 6039, 915 nucleotides long. RefSeq lists its product as hypothetical. The record is from RefSeq and is a predicted model, not a curated record. The transcript has 5 exons. Lineage: Eukaryota; Fungi; Basidiomycota; Tremellomycetes; Tremellales; Cryptococcaceae. Bases 194 to 856 code for a protein of 220 amino acids.